Molecule: messenger RNA, 729 nt
Organism: Mangifera indica (mango)
Lineage: Eukaryota; Viridiplantae; Streptophyta; Magnoliopsida; Sapindales; Anacardiaceae
Product: derlin-1-like
Exons: 5
Coding region: 1-729 (242 amino acids)
Biological process (GO): endoplasmic reticulum unfolded protein response
Cellular component (GO): endoplasmic reticulum membrane; Hrd1p ubiquitin ligase ERAD-L complex
Molecular function (GO): misfolded protein binding; ubiquitin-specific protease binding
Source: RefSeq, a predicted model, not a curated record
AUGAGUAAAAACAAAACGAAAUGCAUAAAAAAGGGUUUAAGGUUGAGCUGGGGGAAGGUCAGCAACUUCUUCUACCUUGGUCCAUUUUCAUUUCCUUUUGCAAUUCGUCUCAUAAUCAUAGCAAAAUAUGGUGUUUCACUAGAGAGAGGGCCUUUCGACAAAAGGACUGCUGACUUCCUAUGGAUGUUAAUCUUUGGGACAAUCUCAUUACUGCUGAUGGCUGCUGUCCCAAUUCUGUGGACUCCUUUCCUGAGAGCUUCUUUGGUAUUCAUGAUGGUUUAUAUUUUGGGUCGUGAGUACCCAAAUGCUCGAAUCAACAUCUAUGGAGUUGUGUCAUUGAAGGGGUUCUAUCUUCCAUGGGCAAUGCUAGCACUGGAUUUGAUAUUUGGGAAUCCAUUACUGCCAGGUAUUUUAGGAAUGGUUGCCGGAAAUCUUUAUUACUUCCUCACUGUUCUUCAACCUCUCGCCGGCGGAAAAUACAGAUUCAAGACUCCUCUGUGGGUUCACAAACUGGUUGCAUACUGGGGCGUGGGCGUCCAAAUAAACUCCCCAGUGCAGCGCAAUCCACAGGCUGGAGUGGCAUUCCGAGGAAGAAGCUACCGUCUGAAUGGAAAUAGAUCAAAUUAUUCAAGCAGCACCCCAGCUCCAGAGCAGCAGCAGCCCCAUGCCAACGUAGGUGAUGCUAAUGGAGUUGCAUUCCGCGGAAGAAAUCACCGCCUUUACAGAUGA